GCAAACGAGGGAUAGGGAGGGACAACUAUCUCUCCCUAUCUUCUCUUUUCUCCCCACUUAACCCACUUAAACACACUCUCAUCCUUUUUUUUCUUUUCUUUUCUCUCCCUAUCCUUCCAAAUCAACUCUACCAUACACACCCUAUAUGAAUUUUUUCAUAUAUAUACAUUGACAGACCUCCAACCAGCAGUUAAAACCCUAGAAGUAGUCUUCAGUAAAAGAGAAGAGAAGAUGGAGUUCUGCUUAAGGGUAGCAAACCGAUUCCUGCAGAAGGAAGCCAAAACUAAUGGCAAUAACAGUGCCUGCUCUCCAUUCUCAUUCAACGCUAUUCUCAACAUGGCUGCUGCGGGAUCGACUGGCCGUACCCUAGACCAAUUUCUUCACUAUCUUGGAUCAGAAAGCGUGGAGGAUCUCAACUCCAAGACUUCGGCAUUAAUUCGUCUGGUAGGAUCUUCUUCAGAGAUUAGUAGUACAAGUGGAGGUCUUAUUCUAUCUUUUGUUAGUGGGGUUUGGGUGGAUCAAUCUUUUCCUCUCAAUUCUUCUUAUCAACAUCUUGUUCAACGUCUUUACAAUGCUCAAGCCAAAACUGUUGAUUUUCAAAACAAAGCUGAUGAAGUUAAGGAUGAAGUGAAUACAUGGGCGGAAAACAAAACCAAAGGGCUCAUUAAGGAUCUUGUAAGCAAUCUUGCUGAAGAUACAAUAAUUGUGCUAGCAAAUGCGCUCUACUUCAAAGGAAAUUGGGAGAAAAAGUUUAAUGCAUCACAGACAAGAGACAGAGAUUUUCACCUACUCAAUGGAGAAAAAGUUUCAGCCCCUUUUAUGACCUCUAUGAAUUACCAAUUUUUCGGAUCCUUUGAUGGUUUCAAACUUGUCAAGAUCCCGUAUCAAAAGGGCGAAGAUGGAAGGCAGUUCUCAAUGUCAAUAUUUCUUCCCAACGAGAGAGAUGGGCUGCAGAGUUUGAUACAACAGUUUGAGUCUAAUAAUUGGUUCUUGCAUCAUCUUUCCGAGCUACGAAAGGUUGAACUUGAUGCUUUCUGGAUUCCAAAAUUUAAGUUCUCACACAAAAUGGAUGCUAAAAAAACCAUCAAAGAAUUGGGAUUGACAAGGCCUUUCGAAUAUCAUGAGGAGCUCACAGAAAUCUCCAACACCAAGGGACUUGUUUUCUCGGAGAUUUUUCAAAAAUGUUACAUAGAAGUCAACGAGGAAGGUACAGAGGCUGCAGCUGCUACAUAUAUGGGUAAAUUGAAGUGCCGUUCUGGUUAUACGCCUCCAAAGCCAACCUUUGUGGCCGAUCAUCCUUUCAUCUUCAUGAUUAGGGAAGAAUCAUUUGGGGUUGUGUUAUUCACUGGAGCUGUCAUCAAUCCUCUCUUGAAAGGCUGAUUCCCUCAUUGCGGAAUGGUGAAAUUGAUGCUGCAUACUGGAGGAUUUCAAAAUUUACUUCUUCUUUGGUAAAUAAGAUUUCAAAGUUGUUAGCAAGUUGCAGAUUCAUACACGCGUAAUAUUGUUCUUAACAAGCCUUAAAAUUCUUUCCUUUUUUUUUUUUUUUUUCCCGGCAAACAAAGGCACAUUAAGAAGGAUUACAA
Molecule: messenger RNA, 1583 nt
Organism: Cornus florida
Lineage: Eukaryota; Viridiplantae; Streptophyta; Magnoliopsida; Cornales; Cornaceae
Product: serpin-ZX-like
Exons: 2
Coding region: 232-1380 (382 amino acids)
Molecular function (GO): serine-type endopeptidase inhibitor activity
Source: RefSeq, a predicted model, not a curated record